CGAUCUUUAAAAUGUUGUUAUUGUUGUUGCAUUGGUUGUUGUUGUAGCAGGUUUUCGCCUUGACGGCCAUACCAAAAAAAAAAAACAUUUCCAGCCAACGACAGCCGGAGACACAGACAUAGCCACAGUUACAACUAAAGCUACAGCUACAGAUACAAGAUAAAAGUCUCUCAUGGGCAGCGGCACCCAAAAGAUUGACAACAACGCGCAAAAAUUUGCCACAUCAGCCAAAUCGAAUGGCAAUUAAUUGAUUUAACAUGAGCAGCGCUCGCCACAUACAAAAACACACACACCACACACACACACAGCGAGUUUGCGACACCAAAAUAAUUAAUGAAGCCCAAAGUAGGCACAAAGAUCUCAGACGCGCCAUCAUGCCAGGCACCUCAUUCCCAACGAACAAUGACAAUUUCAGCAACGGCUUUCCCAUGGUCACGACCCAAGCCGAGCGACUGCUUCAGGCGCAGAAUCGUCGCAAGUUCAGCUUUCCCGCCACACUCCAUUCGGCUGCCCUGCUCGAGGUCGGACAGCGGGAGACAACCCGCCGGCGGCUCAGCAACGUCAGCGAUGUGGUUACCCGCAAACUGUCCUACACUAUCGGCUGGAAAGCUGCUCAAAUACCUGCUCAAGACAUAAUCACACAGGGACGCUGUUUGUGUGGACACUACAUUAAGCGGCGGCUGCGUCGCUCGGGACUCUUCAACAAGAAACUGGGCCUGCAACGCAUUCGCAGCAUAUUGGGCAACAGCAACACAACUAUGGGCAUUGUCAGAGACGUUUUCCCAGCGGUGCAAGUGUUGGGCGAUGAGCUGGAACGCAUGCAUCCGCGCAUCUAUAAUGGUGUCGCCCGUCAGAUUUGCCGCAAUCCCGGCGGAGAGUUUCAUACACCAGAUGCUGUGAGUCUGCUGCUGGGCGCAGUGGGUCGUGAGCUGUUUCGGGUUGAGAUCACGUGGAGCAAGGUUAUCUCAUUGUUUGCUAUAGCCGGUGGUCUGUCGGUGGAUUGUGUGCGCCAGGGUCAUCCCGAGUAUUUGCCAAAGCUUAUGGAGAGCGUUUCCGAAGUUAUUGAAGAUGAGCUGGUGCCUUGGAUAAACGAAAACGGUGGCUGGAGUGGCAUCAAUACACACGUAUUACCUACUACCAAUAGCUUAAAUCCCUUGGAGUGGACCACGCUGGUAAUCGGUGUAGUAUUUGGGCUGAUUUUAUUAUUUAUGUUUUUGCGCUUUAUUGUUAACACACUAAUUCCUAAAAUAUACCAACGAUUUACGAGCUGAUCGAAAAAUACAAUGCAGUCCAACUUAA
Messenger RNA from Drosophila hydei, 1299 nucleotides. RefSeq names its product bcl-2-related ovarian killer protein (gene Buffy). Lineage: Eukaryota; Metazoa; Arthropoda; Insecta; Diptera; Drosophilidae. The transcript has 5 exons. Gene Ontology annotation, cellular component: mitochondrial outer membrane. The record is from RefSeq and is a predicted model, not a curated record. Bases 258 to 1271 code for a protein of 337 amino acids. Gene Ontology annotation, biological process: extrinsic apoptotic signaling pathway in absence of ligand; intrinsic apoptotic signaling pathway in response to DNA damage; regulation of apoptotic process. Gene Ontology annotation, molecular function: protein homodimerization activity; protein heterodimerization activity.